Molecule: messenger RNA, 2852 nt
Organism: Dermatophagoides farinae (American house dust mite)
Lineage: Eukaryota; Metazoa; Arthropoda; Arachnida; Sarcoptiformes; Pyroglyphidae
Gene: MED16
Product: mediator complex subunit 16
Biological process (GO): positive regulation of DNA-templated transcription
Cellular component (GO): mediator complex
Molecular function (GO): protein binding
Source: RefSeq, a predicted model, not a curated record
CAGAAAUUCACAUUUCGGGCUAUUUACACCAUCGAUGGUAUCACUAAUGUUGCCAUAGAUGGUAUUUUUGUUUCUUCAUUUGUUUUAUUGAUUGAUUUUCGACAGAAUUCUUGUCCAUUGUUUCAAAAUAAUGGAUCAUCUUUAUUCUGUUUUUGGUUAUGAUGUUGCACCAUAUCAUCGACAUUUUCUUGAAGAUGGCUCUUCAAAUGUCAUUUCAUCUCUGUCUAAUAAUAAUAUUUUGGCAUUCACAUCGAAUUUUGAUCUUUUAGAUGAUUCAGAAGAAAAUAAUCUACUCAAAACUAGAGUAUAUGUUGUAGAUUUAAAUCUACCAUAUCAUCCAUAUCGGGUUAAAGAUCAUGAUGAAAACAUUACAGUACUGGAAUGGGAUAAUAAAGGUGCUAAACUUUUAAUAGGUGAUGAUAUGGGUACCAUUGAAAUAUGGUCAAUGCGUGAUUUUCUACUUUCCGAUUGGCAACGUUUAGAUCAUCAUUCAUGUUGUUUUGCCGGUGAUCGUAUCAUUGCCGGCAUUUGGUUUCAUUCCGGACAGAAAAUGAUGGUUAAUUAUGAUAAAAAAGAUCUGGAUGUUCAAUAUCAGGAAAAAUUCAACCAUAAUCGUUUACAAGCAUCUGUCGUACAAUUCGGUAAUAAACAUACCGAUGGUUAUCUUUGUAUCACUAGCACCGGUUUCGUCUACGCACAUCUUUUCUGUUCGGAUGGAAAAAUACUUCAAGAAUAUGAUAUAUUGAACAAUAGCCGAGCAAAUAUUGAACUAAUCGAUAUUGCCUAUAUGGAAAAUGGAUCAUUUUUAGUGAUAACAUCCAACGGUAAUUCUCAUAUGCCAAUUCAUUGUUUUACCGUUUCUGUUUCUUUGAAUUUGGCCGAAAAUCAAACACAAAAACUCAAGAUUCAUUGUCAAACACAUGAAAGUUUCAAUAUGGAUUGUGCCUUAUUGAAUAAUCAAUCAUCGAAUCAAUCCGUACAUAAUUAUCCGAUUGUAAGUCGAUUGAAAUUUAUAGUUCGAGAAUGUCCGGAUGCUGCAGUGGUUAUAGCAUCCGGUAAAAAAGGUUCAAUCAUUGAAUUAUGGGAACUAUGUAACGUAAAUGUUUCUUUCAAUAAUGUUAUAAAAAAUUUGAAAAAAAUGGAUCAAAAUCAAUCAAUUACCGAACGUCGAUGGAAAUUCAAUAUGAAUACCAUUUCAGCUCAUUAUGUAUCAGCUUUAUCGACUCCUGCUUCGUUAUUGUUCGAAACGAAUCCACCAUUAUCAUAUAUAAUGGUAGCGUACACUGAUAAAACCAUAAAAUGUUUAUAUCGACAAAAUCUUCAAUCAUUAGUUACUGUUGAUUUGACUGCAACAACGAAUCAUUCAAGUCUGAAUAAUAAUGGUACUCGAAUGUUCAAUCAACAGGAAAUGAUGUCAGAAAAAUUAUCGAUCAUCCGUGAUAUCCGAUUAACAUGGAGUAGCUGUGCUAUGGUAGCAAUUGAUUCAUUUUCACAGCUACAUUUUUUCCGUCUAUCACCAAUGAUUGAACCUUGUAAUCAGAUGAGCUUAAAUUUUGCUCAACUAAUGCUUGAAUAUGCAUUAAUCUCCGGUAAUGAUUAUUGGGACAUAUUGAUCAGUAUUAAACCACAAUUUGUCGAUAUACUAUGUGAAAAAAUUACCGAAAAUUUUUGUGGAUCACGACAGCCACCAUAUGUACAGCAAAAAUGGUUCGAUAAAGUAUUACAACUUAAAGCUGCAUUAUAUCGUUGUGUGAAUUCCGGUCCAACAUCAUACAAGUCGGGCGAUUAUUAUGCUAUGAAAAUGUUGAAUGCGAUUGCCGAAACAAUCAAACGUUUAAUUCGUGCUCGUGAAUAUCAAGAGAAUGAAGGUCCAGCCGAAAAGCUUAGUUCAAUGAUACAAACAAAACCCGUUUGCACUUCGGAUAUUCAACAAUUUAUAACCAUUGAUAAAGUAUUGGUUAAAUUGGAUUCAAAAGAUUUUUGUGUCGAAGCAGCUAUUCAACAAUCAUUUCAACAUUUAUUACAAUGGGUAUGCGAUUUAGCUUUAUAUCUUUUGGCAUCGAUUCCACAACAAUGUCAUCAGCCACAAUUUAGAAUACCUGGGUCUGGCCUAUUGUUCGAUGUUAAAUCAUUGAAUACAUUACGAGAAUUAUUGGUAAUCAUUCGUUUUUGGAGUCUAAUCAAUGCCAAUUAUGUUCCUACUUUCUAUAAGAUGCAUGAAAAUAUUGAUGUCAUAUCAACGACAUUUAAACUAUUGUCCAAAUUGGUUCUUUCAUCGGAAAAAAUUGAUGAAACAAUUAUCGAUGAAUGUUGUGUACUGCCCAAUCAGGUUAUGAUUCAUCAGAUGGAUAUUUGUCUUAAAUCGAUUGGAAUUGCAAGCCCUGCAUUAUUCAGCCAUUUUUUGCCAUUAAUUCUACAUUAUGGUAUCGAAUCACCAUCAUUAGAAUAUACGGUAAAAGUUCCUAUCAUUGAAGGCACAUUCAACAUUCAUGGCGAUCGACGAAUUGAUGUUUUACGUAAUAUUUCACUUGGUUAUGUGGAUGAAAAUAUUAACGAAUUGAUUCGGUCAUGUACAAGAUGUAAUUCUGUAUCAUCAAUAAAAUCGACAACACGAUCACCGGCAGCACGAGCAUGGGAUCAACAAUGGGUGAAAAAAUGUGUUUGCGGUGGAUCAUGGCGUGUACAUGCAUCGAAAAAUUUAUCAUCCAUUACGAAUAAUAAUGAUUUUGGUCUGAUUAAUUUCUCUUUGAUGAGUACUACUAUUUGAUUUUGGUUUUAUUCAAAUUCUUUUCAUCCAUCAUCAUCAUCAUCAUCAUAAUCAAUAUUUUUUUUCAAGCAUCCAAUUGUAAUGA